AAUAAAUAAUGAGUUGAAAACUGGAAAUUCACAAAGCUGAGCCCUACUUAUACCAAGUUGACAUUUGGCACAUUGCAUCCAUUCAGCAGAAUAGCUUUCCCCCCCUUAGUUGAGUUUCCUCUGCUUCCUCCUGCAAAUUUCCAUCGAAUACUCCAGAUUGAGAGGGCAAAAAAGAUCGAAUCUUUUGAGUAGUACUGUCGUCGAAGUAGGAAGCAAAAACCCAAGGGAGUAAAAUGGUAUCGCCCAAGUUCAUGAAGAAGAAAAUGUGGAUGUUUUCGUUUCAUUGAAGGACUCCUUUCUCUCCCGCUGACAAACCCAGAAGAACAAAAGCUCUGUUUUGGUGUUUGCUGCAAUAUGGACGUCAUGAUCACAAACACAAACAGCAGCUUCACUAACAAAGCCGUCAAGCAACAGAAUUUCCCACUCCAAAAGCUUUCUUUCUGGUUCGCCCCCACCACUCGCCCACCUGGUCUUCUCUCCUCCACUUUCGGCUCGUAGAUUUUCUAUUCAAAGCUCUGUUUUCUCUUUUCCCCCUUCCUUCCAGUUCAUUCAAACUCUACCAAAGUUUGCGCCUUUCUUUAGUUUUGUUUAAUUUCUAUUCUUGGUCUACAAUCAAAUCAAAUGGUUCCUCACUUCUCAAACUCUUCUUCAUUUGGGUUCGGCCAUUUUGACGCCUUGGAUCCUUUUGUCCCUGUUUUCAACGGUUUCGAUGAGGUUUCUCGAGGUGGGUCAAUGGCGUUUGUUUCGCAGGCGUUGGUGCUGGACAGUGAAAAGGGGGAGCUGGUAAAUGCCCCGACGACGAGGGUCGGAAAGAAGGAGGUUACGGAGGCGAAGGCUCUGGCGGCUUUGAAGAGUCACAGUGAAGCAGAGAGGAGAAGAAGAGAGAGGAUCAAUGCCCAUCUCGCCACUCUCCGUAGUCUCGUUCCCUGCACUGACAAGAUGGACAAAGCCACGUUGCUUGCUGAAGUGAUAAACCAAGUGAAGAUGCUGAAGCAGAACGCCAUGGAAGCCAGCAAAGGUCUCCUCAUUCCCAUGGACGACGAUGAAGUGAAAGUCGAACCAUCUCCAGCAGGGAACAGGGCUGCCCUAACUUUCAAGGCAUCUCUGUCCUGUGAGUGUCGCCCUGAGCUAAUGACGGAUAUAAGACAGGCCAUCGAUUCACUUCAGUUGAAGCUUGUAGAUGUGGAGAUAUCGACCCUUGGAGGCCGUCUGAAGUAUGAGUUCGUACUCAGCAAAGGCGAAAGUGAAGGUGCUGUUAUUGAGGAUGCCAAUAUUAAUGGUGACAAGGCACGGCAAGACUUUGCAAGUUGUAUUCACCAGGCAUUGAGUUCGGUCCUGGAGAAAGGCAAUACAUUGGCAGAAUAUAUGCCGAGAACUACACUUUCGAACAAGAGGAGACGUUUCACUUAUUUCGACUCGUCCAGCUCUUCGUCAUAAGGAGCUGUAACUUGUCGCUUUUCCGUGUGCCGUGUGGGAUCAAUAAAAUAUGUGUGUAUGUAUAUAUGCUAAGUUCUAUUGGAAUUAUGGUAUCAGACAGAGUAAUUAAUUUUAAACCAUUGA
This is a messenger RNA of Linum trigynum, 1560 nucleotides long. Lineage: Eukaryota; Viridiplantae; Streptophyta; Magnoliopsida; Malpighiales; Linaceae. The record is from the annotation of a GenBank genome assembly.